AUGGAGAUCGAAAUGCCGUUUGUAGCUCCGAUCGUGGCGAUGCAAACCGUCCGAAUUCCUUUCGACGCACGCAAGAUGCGCGAGGAGAUGGCGACGAUGGAUGAUCGUCUCAAGAAGCUAGAGGAAUACGCUUUGACACAAAAAUGGAUAGUUCUCGAUUCUUCGGUGUCGAUCGCACGCAGAGCGCUGACGAACAACACCUACCUGCAAGAUCGUCUGUACAAACAUUUGAAACUCACGCCGCCGCCGGGCGCGAAGACCAGUAUCGACGCCAACAACUUGCGCAAGCUCUACGAGCAAAGUAAUCAUCCGUUUCCGUUGCUCAUCAUAGAACACAGGAGCGUGUUCAAGAGACGCGGUUUCGCCGACACCAUUCUCGGCAUGUACGCCGAUGACUCUCGCAUUCGCUAUUCCAUCUUUCAAACCAAUCACGACUGUGGAAGGUUGGCGCACAGCGAACCAAAUUUUCACUCGCUAGCGCACGACAUGACGUGUGGUGAUCAAUUCUACGGCCUCGACGCGCCGAAGAUAUCGAUACGGUCCGCCUUCGUGCCCCCGGCGGCCAAGGUGUUCGUUCGCGCGGAUUAUUCGCAGCUGGAGCUUCGAAUCAUGGCGCACUUCAGUGGAGAUCGCACGCUGAUUCACAUGCUUCAAAAUCCUGAACCAAACAACUUAAAAGACGACCCGUUUACGAUGCUCGCUAGCAAGUGGUACAGAAAAGCCCCCGACACCGUGCUCGCCGAAGAGCGAACGAAUUGCAAAAAUUUGGUAUACGGAUUGUUGUACGGCAGCGGAGCUAAGAAAUUGGCAUCUGAUUUGCGCAUGUGCGAAGAAGCGGCGAAAUCCGAGGUCGCUCGAUUCAAAUCUAUGCUUCCACGUCUGAUGGAAUGGCUAGACGGCAUCGUCAUCCGCGCGCGAGAGGAAAAGCCAAUCGCUCGAGUGACGACCAUCAGCGCUCGGCACAGAUAUUUUCCAGAUUUGCACUCAAAGAAUAACGACGACAGGGCCGCCGCGGAGCGGCAGGCGGUGAACACGGUGUGCCAAGGCAGCGCGGCAGAUAUCUUCAAGACCGCAGUCGUGCGCGUCAUCGAUACUUUGCGCACAAAGUAUCUCAUCGAACGAUGUCAGCUCGUGUUGACGGUGCACGACGAGUGCGUUUUCGAGUGCGACGCGCGCAGCGCCAAAGCCAUCGCACAAAUCGUGCGACACGCCAUGGAAUCCGUCGCGAACGAAUUCAAUUUAGCCGUGCCGCUGCCCGUCAAGGUUCAAAUCGGAUCGUCGCUCGGUGACGACGCCUUCGCCGUCGUCCCGCGCCCGUCGAGUCGGUUGCCGUCGGCGGCGAACACGCCCGCGCAAUCGCCAAUCAAAUCGCGCGGGCCUUAGCGACGCCCCGCGAUCGCGACGCUCGACGUCGUUUCGCGACCACGUGCGCACCGUUCGCG
Ostreococcus lucimarinus CCE9901 is the source of this 1442-nucleotide messenger RNA. RefSeq lists its product with no specific name. Gene Ontology annotation, biological process: DNA-templated DNA replication; double-strand break repair. Gene Ontology annotation, molecular function: DNA binding; DNA-directed DNA polymerase activity. The coding region runs from base 1 to 1383 and encodes 460 amino acids. The transcript has a single exon. The record is from RefSeq and is a predicted model, not a curated record. NCBI's taxonomy places the organism in Eukaryota, Viridiplantae, Chlorophyta, Mamiellophyceae, Mamiellales, Bathycoccaceae.